AUGGAUUUGAUCUCUGCUUGUGAAAGGGCCAUGGUACCUGUACGACUGGAUGCUGUGAUGGCAGACCUGAUCUCUGUCUCGCCAAAUGCCACUACAGGCCACUCAUCUGGCAUCCCCGUGGCAACAAGAGCCCUCAUACUGCUAGUCUGUCUACUGCUGGCUGCCUGGUGCCACUCAGACAAGAAAACUAUACCAGGUCCUUCUUUCUGUUUGGGUUUGGGGCCACUUAUAUCAUAUCUGAGAUUCAUCUGGACUGGCAUCGGCACAGCAAGUAACUAUUACAACAACAAGUAUGGAGACAUCGUCAGAGUCUGGAUCAAUGGAGAGGAAACACUCGUACUCAGCAGGGCAUCGGCGGUACAUCAUGUUCUCAAGAACGGAAAAUACACUUCCCGUUUUGGGAGCACGCAGGGACUCAGCUGCAUCGGCAUGAACGAAAAAGGCAUCAUAUUUAACAACAAUGUAGCUCUGUGGAAAAAAAUACGCCCCUAUUUCACCAAAGCUCUGACAGGUCCCAACCUGCAGCAGACCGUGGAGGUUUGCACCUCUUCCACACAGACUCACCUUGACAAGCUGGACAAUUUAGCUCAUGUGGACAUCCUCAGCUUGCUGCGCUGCACCGUGGUCGACAUCUCCAACAGACUCUUCCUGGGUGUUCCUGUCAAUGAGAAAGAGCUGCUGUCGAAGAUCCAGAAGUAUUUUGACACAUGGCAGACUGUGCUGAUCAAACCUGACAUCUACUUCAAGUUUGGGUGGAUUCUGCAGAGGCACAAGACAGGAGCCCAAGAGCUACAAGAUGCCAUAGAAAGCCUCGUAGAACAGAAGAGGAGAGACUUGGAGCAGGCAGAUAAACUGGACAAUAUCAACUUCACAGCGGACCUCAUAUUUGCACAAAAUCACGGUGAGCUGUCGGCCGAGAACGUGAGGCAGUGUGUGCUGGAGAUGGUGAUCGCGGCACCAGACACGCUGUCCAUCAGCCUCUUCUUCAUGCUGCUGCUCCUCAAACAGAAUCCCCACGUGGAGCUGCAGCUGCUGCAGGAGAUAGACACUAUUGUUGGGGACAGACAGCUUCAGAAUGGAGACCUUCAGAAGUUGCAGGUCCUGGAGAGCUUCAUCAACGAAGGCCUACGCUUCCACCCAGUGGUGGACUUCACCAUGAGACGAGCCCUUUUCGAUGAUGUAAUAGAAGGCUACAAAGUACAGAAGGGCACAAAUAUCAUCCUGAACACCGGACGCAUGCACCGGACAGAGUUCUUCCAAAAAGCCAAUGAAUUUAGUCUGGACAACUUCCAAAAAAAUGCUCCUCGCCGUUACUUCCAGCCCUUCGGUUCAGGUCCUCGCGCCUGCGUUGGCAGGCACAUCGCCAUGGCGAUGAUGAAAUCCAUCUUGGUGACGCUGCUGUCCCAGUAUUCUGUCUGCCCCCACGAGGGCUUGACCCUGGACUGCCUCCCACAGACCAACAACCUUUCUCAGCAGCCUGUGGAGCACAAGCAUGAGUCUGAACAUCUCAGCAUGACCUUCCUACUCAGACAGAGAGGACGCUGGAAAACACCUCUAGAUACACCUACAGUAUAA
This is a messenger RNA of Cololabis saira (Pacific saury), 1575 nucleotides long. RefSeq names its product aromatase (gene cyp19a1a). The record is from RefSeq and is a predicted model, not a curated record. Gene Ontology annotation, molecular function: iron ion binding; monooxygenase activity; heme binding. Lineage: Eukaryota; Metazoa; Chordata; Actinopteri; Beloniformes; Belonidae. The transcript has 9 exons. The coding region runs from base 1 to 1575 and encodes 524 amino acids.